Messenger RNA from Cricetulus griseus (Chinese hamster), 1176 nucleotides. The record is from RefSeq and is a predicted model, not a curated record. Lineage: Eukaryota; Metazoa; Chordata; Mammalia; Rodentia; Cricetidae.
AUGCCACACUUUCCAUGCUCUGUCCUUGAGAAAGUUAUACAGGAUGCUUUUGAAAUACACAGAUUAGCUGAGGAGGAGGAGGAGGAAGAGGAGGAAACAGGAAAGGAGGAGCAGGAAGUGGAAGAGGAGGAAGAAGAGGAAGAGGCGGAAGAAGAGGAGGAGGAAGGGGAAGAGGAGGAAGUAGAGGAGGCUGAGGAGGAGGAGACUGAGGAGGAGGAGGCUGAGGAGGAGGAGGAAGAAUGGGAGACUACUGACAGUGAUGCGGUCUCUUCCACAUUAGUUGCCUCUUUAAAAGUCACUUUCCCCUCCUCCUGCCCCUCUCCACCUUCCACUCUCUCACCCCAUCCUCUCUUAUGGGGCAGUCUAGAUGAGGUGGAAGCGGCUAUUUUUGGGAUGCUGAGUAUUUUCCAGAGUUACCAGAGCUCUUACUCCCUCACUUCAUGUGGCGACUUAGAUGAAAACUAUGGCAGCCCAGAAGAAGAAAGUUCAAACACUUUGAAGUUGACAGACAAUGAUUCCUCAAGGCAAAACCUCAAAAAGCGAAAGGUGACUGAACUGGUGAAUCUCAUGCUCCUCAAAUAUAGAAUGAAAGAGCCUAUCAAAGAAGUGGAAAUGCUUGGCGUUGUCACAGAGGACUACAAGAAACAAUUCCCUGUCAUCCUUCGGGAAGCUUUGAAGUGCUUGGAGAUGAUUUUUGGCAUUGUUACAAAGGAAAAUGAUCCUGUGAACAGCUCUUUUGUCCUUACCAAUGCACUCAACCUCACAUAUGAUGACAACAACCACAGAUUGCCUAGAAAUGGCUUCCUGCUAGUUAUUCUGGGUGUGAUAUUCGUAGAAGGGAACUGUGCUUCUGAAGAAAGUGUGUGGGAAUUCCUGAAUGGGAUGGGAAUAUAUGAUGGGAAGGAACACUUCAUUUAUGGGGAGCCCAGGGAAUUCCUCACUAGACAUUUAGUGCAGCAAAAUUAUCUGAAGUAUAGGCAGUUGCCUGAGAGUUGUCCUCCACGUUACAUGUUCCUGUGGGGUCCAAGAGCCUAUUCUGAAACCACCAAGAUGGAAGUUCUAGAAUUUUUGGCUAAAUUUACAGGGAGGGAUCCCAUUUCUUUCUCAUUCUUAUAUCAUGAGGCAUUGAGAGAUGAGGAAAAGAGGGCCCGAGCCAGAAAGGACCCCAUGGAUUAG